AUGGAAAACCUCAGCAUCUCGGAGCCGCCGCACCAGGGAGGGGGCGGCGUGGCGGCGCCCGCGCAGCUGCCGCCGCAAAUGUUUACAACGGCGGCGCAGCUGCUCGACCUGACGGACAAGAAGCUCAUGGUGGUGUUGCGCGACGGGCGUAAAUUAGUCGGUGUCUUGCGAAGCUGGGAUCAGUUCGCCAACAUUGUCCUUCAAUCCACCACCGAGCGCAUAUUCGCCCCCCAAACCACCACCACCACCACCACCACCAAAGCCGACCCCUCCUCUGACUCUGACAUUCCCGCCGCCGCCCCUCGCGGGCUCUACGCCGACAUCUUCCACGGCAUCUUCCUGGUGCGCGGCGAAAACGUCCUGCUCCUCGGCGAGAUUGACCUCGACAAGGACGACCUCCCGCCGGCGGGCUUCGAGCUCGGCGCCGUGGACGUGGUGAAGCGCCUGGCCGAAGAGGCCAAGGCCCAGGAGAAGAGGCGCGACAAGACGAGGGGCAAGAAGCUGGCCAAGCUGGGCUUCGAGGGCGAUGGCGCGGGCGAGAUUGUUCUCCUGUGA
Akanthomyces muscarius is the source of this 555-nucleotide messenger RNA. RefSeq lists its product as uncharacterized. Gene Ontology annotation, cellular component: P-body; Lsm1-7-Pat1 complex. The record is from RefSeq and is a predicted model, not a curated record. The coding region runs from base 1 to 555 and encodes 184 amino acids. The transcript has 3 exons. Lineage: Eukaryota; Fungi; Ascomycota; Sordariomycetes; Hypocreales; Cordycipitaceae. Gene Ontology annotation, biological process: deadenylation-dependent decapping of nuclear-transcribed mRNA. Gene Ontology annotation, molecular function: RNA cap binding.